ACACCUCGGUGCUCUCGGUGCUAGCCGGCUCGAGUUUGCAACUAUGCUCAGUGUAUGUUUGGGUGGAUCGUUCGAAAAAGUUAAACAAGUACCACCAGUGUGCCACAAAACCACCCGCCAAAAAAGCAAGGGGAGUCGGUGGAAGUCGAUGUGUUAUAGUUUAGUCAAGCUGCGUUAUAACCUUUUUGUUAUUAACCUGUAUCAUAAUAAUUCAUUAUUAAUCUGUAUCAUAAUCUUGUCAUACAAAAUGCAAAAAUUGUAUGAUACUAAUAUAAAACUAAUAGAAGGACGGCAUAAAGUCGUAAUGAAUGGUGAUUUUUCCUUGCUUAAUUCUAACGGAAAUUUAUUUGUGCAAGAUGUGCAAGAGAACAAAAUUUUUGAUGUACCUAUAUGUAAAAACACAUUGAAGUUCUUCAAUUUGCAAGUUAGUGAGGAAUCAGCCAUAGAUCACAAUAUUUUAAGUAAUACUGAUAUGGUUUUCAAAAAUGAGACAACAGUUUCUACAGCAUGUUGGAAAGACGACAACGAAGUAAAAUGCCUUAUCCAUCUUUGGAACAAUCACCAAAAACAUUUCAAAACUAUGAAGAGUCAAGAUGUGUGGACUAUAAUCAGUAAUAAAUUAAAAGAGGCCAAUCCUGAAUAGAAGAACAACUAUUCAAUGUGAAAAUAAGUGGAAAGAUAUUAAGAGAAAAUACACAGAAACAAAGGAUUAUAAUAACACUUCUGAGAAUGAACCUAAAACCUGCAAGUUUUACAAAGAAUUAGAAGAAAUGUUGAGUGAAAAGCCGUGUAUUAAACAUUGCUGUUGCCUCAAAUCUCAACAAAAAGAGAAUAAAUACCAUGCCAGUGUCACUUGAAGAAUCAAAUGAUUCAGAAGAUUUAAAUAAAAAUUCUUCAUCAACUCAGAAUGAAAGAACUCCUUAGCGAAAAAGAAGAAA
Messenger RNA from Pseudomyrmex gracilis, 938 nucleotides. RefSeq lists its product as uncharacterized. The transcript has 4 exons. Lineage: Eukaryota; Metazoa; Arthropoda; Insecta; Hymenoptera; Formicidae. The record is from RefSeq and is a predicted model, not a curated record. The coding region runs from base 44 to 643 and encodes 199 amino acids.